This is a messenger RNA of Actinia tenebrosa (Australian red waratah sea anemone), 967 nucleotides long. RefSeq lists its product as uncharacterized. Lineage: Eukaryota; Metazoa; Cnidaria; Anthozoa; Actiniaria; Actiniidae. The record is from RefSeq and is a predicted model, not a curated record.
AUGGCAAACAGGUUAUCAGCUACCAAGAUCCGACUACCGCCCAUCGACAGCAGCAUACAUGAUUUAGUAACUGGUUUGCCUAUCAAAAGUAGGAAUUCAGAAAAACGCAGAAACGUUUUGGAUAGAAAAAAAGGCAUCCAAGACCACUCGGUUAUCGACUUUCCUCCUAUAGUUCAGCCGCCAUCUCUCCAGCAAUUUGGCAGUUACGAAAGGCGAAAACCUCUUCGAAAUGCGUCAGUUAAAAUGACCCACAUUGAAAAAAUUCCAACUCAGUUUCCUGGGAAGAAGUUUGCUGUUUUACCACCGAUUGGAGGCAGUCAAUGUCAAGAACAGAAGAACAAACGAAGUGAUGAAAAUCCAUCGGUGCAACCAUGUGGGACGAUUCAAGAAUCAGUGGUAAAACGAAGAGCCACGAAAAAGGCAGAAUCAACUGAUUCCAGGGAUUCUAAUGAACUUAAUCCUAAUUCUGCAGUCAACAAAUCCAAACAAGUUCUUAAGAGGCAAAUCUCGGUUUUGGGCCUGGCAAAUAUUGACAGAAAACAAGGAUACAAAGUCGUAAAUAAUGGUCCUUCUGACGAAUCACAAACACUCUCGACAUCGAAGAAAAAACCCUUCGACAAGUCCAGCUUAAAUUCUCUAACCAACGCCGAAAUUUUUCAGCCGCGCUCUGAUUUACAAGAUGAUGAUAAUGUUAUUGAUGAUGAUGAUGAUGAUGACGAUUCAACCAUGAUGAAGCUCUCUGAAGUCCUGCAGUUUCUGGAAUGGAGUAGCGAGUUGCGCGAAUUUCUGAACGGAAAAAAUUCGUCUCGACGGAACGCUACGUGUACUGGUAUCGAUCCUAUGCUCACACAUGCAGUUGAUGUUAUUCGGGAUAUGCUGUUGAGACAGACUAUGGAGGAACUGUGUAUGAUGUGGUAGGUAAAAAGCCGAGAUACCGAGACAUUUUCAAAGGACCUCUCCACAUUUA